AUGGACUUCCUGAAGGCGGUCGCCAACGGGCACUACGAGGCGGUCCGGACGGCACUGGCCAAGGUCGACAUCGACUAUCAGGACGAACGGGCGGCCAACAGUGCGCUGCACGUGGCCGUGACGGCCAAGCGCAACCGAACGAAACUGAUCGAGCUGCUGCUCGGGGCCGGCAGCGAUUGCGAUCUGAAGAACCGGGAUGGCCUGACGGCAUCGGAACUGGCGCUGGACUGCGGCUGCCGCAGUGUGGCCGAGUUUAUGAUUCGUAAGGAGUUCGAGGGCUGGACCGAUGAUCGAACGGUCUAUCGGUUGGUGCGGCGAGGCUCGGUGGAACUGUUGCAGAUUUAUCUGGAGAAAAGGGCUUUUGAUAUUCAUACGAAGAUGAAAUUGAUUCGACGGGUGGUGGAUGAGUUGGGCGUAAAGGGGGUGACGAUCGGAGAGCGGAUGAAGGUGUUUCUGGAGUAUCAAUUGGUGGAGUAUGGCUAUCGGUACGGGACGAAAAGUGCCGGCGAUGGUGGCGCGAAUGGUGAUCAAGAGGCUGAACGGCGCGUGGAGUUGAUACUGAACUAUACCAAAUAUUUGAGGGAAAACUACUGCGGCGAUGAUUUGAACGAUCUCGAUGACAGGUUCGUUCUGAGGCUGCGAAUGAUUUGCGAGUGUUGUUACUUUCUGGAGGACGUCGAGCGGCGCCGCGAGCGGAAGCUUUACAAACACGUUCCCCUUUCGGAGAUAACCUACUUGAUCGGGGUAUUUUUAGCCAUCUUGGAGAAACACGUCGGCUUCGAGAUUUAUAAGCUUGUUAUUAAUAAAAAUAUGAUUAUGUCGUACUUGGAGGCGGUUUGUUACGAGUUGCGGGCGGCCACGGUGGGGGACCGGCGGCGGCCAAGCGGUUUCUCGUUCCAAUGGACGGCGCAGCUGUUGUUGGAUCUCAUCGCGUGCAUCCGCGAGGAGCGCCUGCUGCGAUACGUCGCCAGGAGGAAGCGUGCUAGUGUGGAAUUGCAACGGAUUGCUGCGAUGCGCGACGACGACGGGGAACUGACGGCAGCUGACCGGGAGAAGGUAAUGAAUGAAAUCCGACAGAAGGAAUUUCUCGUACUGCAGGAGGGUGUGCAACCGCGGGAUACCGCGGGCGGUAAGUGGUGUGUGGAGGAUUUUGUUCGCUGCUUGCGAUGCGAGGAGAAGCGGAAAACAAUCCCCGAACUGUGGCACCGGCGACAUCCGAAGCUGCGGCUCGCGAAGCGACAGGCGCAGUUUGUGGUGAGCCGCCGAGAGUUGAGCAAAAUUAAGCAACAGACCGUGACCGAGCUGAGUCGGAAUAAGCUGAAGCUUAUCGAGAAGGAAGUGAAUUCGCGCGAGCUGCAAGCGCUCGGUAGGAAAAUUUGCCGGCGCAGCCGGAUAGUUUUUCGUCGGAUACGGAAAAGCUACGACCAGAUUAAGCAGAUGUAUACGGUGAAAAAGAUCGCUUACUACGUGGAGAAUGCCAUCAUUGUGGAUAUGGACGUACUGGCGAAUGAGUCGCUGUGCAUUCUGGCGAUCAAAAGGGUGCUCCACCUGAUGGACGAGUCGAAGCGGAGUUGCGAUCAGAAUCCGACCUUCGUGCGGAUGUUGGAGAACGUGCUCGAUCAUGUGCUGGCUUCGGUGAAGGUGGGCAAUAAAAGCCAGGAUAUCCGGGAUUUUUUCUCGCAAAAGUAUUCGCUUGCCAAGUAUUUCGCCAAUAAAUCGCUGGACAUGAGCCAGUACAAGCUGAUGCAGGACAGUCUCCGGUCGGUGUAUCGCUUUUUUCUCUAUGUAAUCAAUAUUCAGCUGAUCGAGGCGUACAAGACGUUCCUCGGGACGGCUUACCGUUUGCGAAAUCUGGCCCAGGUUAAGUCGUUCGCCAAGUACAUCGGCGAUCACAAUCUGCACACGUUGAGUCACAUUCAGUUCGAUCACGUGUUCUACAAUGAGGACGAAACAGCUCAGAUCAUCCGGGAGUUGAAGAAGAUGUAUUUGGGAAUGGCAAAUGAGCUGAAGCUGUUGUCGUUUAUCGAGAAGAACAUUCAGUUUCGGUUUUACCACAUGCAGUACCAUCAGACGAGGCUGCGGGUGACGUUGAGUAACUUUUCCGUGGUCUAUCGGGCUCUGCGAGCGAAUCCCUGUUUCGAGAGUAUCCGGAAGCUGGUGCACUCCUAUCUGCACCAGAGCUAUCAAAAGUACGACAUAUCGAAGUCGAUCUCCAUCUCGGACUCGACGCUGGCGCUGAAGGAGUUGCUUCGACCGUACGGCAGUGUGCGCGAGAACGAGGAAACCCUGAUGGUGGUGCGCCAUCUGGAGCAGCUGCAGGAACUGAUGGAUCCGGAUCGGUUGUUUGGGAUUAAUCCGGUUAAGGGUCGCACGCGAAUCGACGAUGCCGGGAAGUAUCACCAUUUUACGAGGAAGAUUCUGAAGGAGAUGGGACUGCAGCUGAACGAGGAGGAUUUUCGCCAGUUGCAUGAGAAACUGCGGCGGACGUAUUAUGAGAAUAUCUUUUUGCUGCAGAAUCGCUACCGGGUGAUGGGGGAGUUUUUCAAGCAGCGCGGUAUUGCCGUUGAUGGGAAGGUGUUGGCCGAGUAUCGGGAACGGGAUGAGGAGCUGCUGCAGGAGUUGUUCGAUGCGAAGGUGAACGAUGUGAUUCAGAUUUUGGAGAAGUUCGAGUGCGCGACGGUGGACGGGGUGUUGGAGUGUUUGGGCGAACUGCCGGCUUUCGUGCAGAUUGGGCUGGAGUUUGCUUUGCUUGAGUUGCUGGAGAUUCUGGGAGCGGUCAAUGGUCUGGCGACGAAUGGUAACGGUGUCCGAGGCGGUGCCUCGGUUUUGAGCGGGAGAAGUCUGAAAAGUUAUCUGGAACAGGACUCGCUGGUGUUGGAUCUGUUGGUGUUCAAUUCCGGUGCGACGGUGUUUUUGAACGCGCUGGUGUUCAAGCAGUUUGGCUUUCGGCUGUACGGUGGUGGCGCGCAAAUGCAGGAAGCUCCGGCGGAGCUGGGCGACUUCGAAGAGCGGUAUAAGGAACGAUGGAAGUGGUUCGAGAUGCAGGAGAUUCUGUACGAGUCGGUACGACAGGGUGAUCUCCAGCUGCUGAAGGAGAACGUCAGCAAUGGAUCGGAUCUGAGAGGCAAACGAUUCGGGGCGUUGGUUUCGAAGGAACUGUGCCAGUACAGCUUGAUCGAUUGUGCAAUCGCUGAGAACUUUAAAGAUAUGAUUGACAUGCUCAAUCGGGAUUACGACGAAAUCAGUGAGGAGCGAAAGAAACUGCUGGAAUACCUGCUCAGGCGGACCGUAAAGUCACACUUUCUUGUUGGUCAAUACUGCAAACUGAAGCCCGAAGAUCGCAAAAUGCUGGUGCUGUAUUUGUCAAUGUUUCUUGGGGACGUAGGAGUUUUUCUCAAAAACUUAGAUCGCUACAAUGCCCAUCAGGAUCUGCAUCUGUUUGUAAUUUCGGAGAAUCAUGGAUUUGUCAGCGAAAUGCUGCACCGCUUGAAGACUUUCGACUACAAUCGGACUGAUUCGAGUGGUAUGACAAUCCUGCAGAAAGUUGUCAUUUCCGGAAAUCUGCAAGCAACGGAAGUUUUAGCUCGCAAUAAACGUGUGGAUCUAAAUGCCGUAAACAGCGCAAAAUACACGGCCCUUAAUCUAGCCUGCCGGCUAAAUCUGCUGGACAUUGUCAAAGUGCUUGUUCAGCACCGGGCGGACGUAAACGUGAUGAGCGAAGACGAAAAACUACCCGUUUUCUGGUUGAUUCAAUACCAAAACCCGAAGGAACUGGUUUCUCUUGCGAUCGAUUCCGGCACGGAACUGACCUCCUUCUCCAGUGAGCUCUGCCUGCUGCACAAAGCCAUCGAAUUCGACAAUCUGGACGUCGUACGCUACCUGAUCGCUGACCGAAAAGUGGAUCCCACCCGGAUCUACUCGAACUGCAACAACGUAAUUCAUGCCGCAGCCAGCUACAACCGCUACCGUGUGCUCGGCUAUCUUCUGUCGAAUACCGGCAUCCGCAAGCUGGUCAACAACACCAAUCUGGUUAAAAACACCCCCCUAAACAUCGCCUGCAAGGAAGGCUACCUUCGGAUAGCUAGAAUGCUGCUGGAUCAGGGCGUCCGAACGGACACCAGCGGGGAGUACGGCCUAAACGCCCUAGCCUUCGCCAUGUACACAAACGGUUUCAAGCUGAUGAAAAUCCUGUUCCGACAUGGGGCCACCAUCAGUUACCCGCUCAGCUCGGACUUCCAACCGCUGAACAUGGCCAUCCUAAACAGCAACAUCCCGAUGCUGAACUUCCUCCUGCGGAACGGCGUCGACGUCAACAGUGCUCCGCUCUGCUUCAUCAACGCCGUCUACUCCCAAUCGAAAGAGAUCACCCGCAUCCUGAUCGCCUCCGGCGCAAAACACAUCAACUACAAGGACGAAUUCUGCCAGACGGCACUUCACCUGUGCGUCGAACGGGACGAGUACGACAUCGCCCAGGAGCUGAUCCGUGCCGGAGCGGACGUCAACGCUAAAAACCGUUCCGGAACGACUCCCCUCCACCUAGCGGUUAGCCGACGUAACGUUCGCUUCGUCCAGCUGCUGCUGGACAAUCGCUGCCAGCUGGACGCCCUCGAUUACCACGGUGAAACGCCGCUCAUCAAGUCGGUGGUGUGCAAUAACCUAAAUAUAGUGAAAAUUCUGCUCAACAACGGUGCUAGCGUCGAACGGCUGCGCAACAGCGAACCGUCCGUCCUCCUCUAUCUGGUACAGGAAAACUACGAGGACAUUCUGGACUACCUGCUCGAGUACUACCGGUUCGAUCCGAACGAGCAGGACGCGUACGGUAACUCGCUGCUGUACGUAGCCACCCAGCACAAUCACAUCAACAUCGUUAAGCUGCUGGUGGACAAGUACCACGCCCGGGCCAACACCACCAACAACAAAAAGCUUACGCCGCUGAUGAUUGCCCGCGUCAAGGAGUACCGGGAGAUUUUCAGCUUUCUAGAGGCCCGCACCGUCGCGGCGGAAGAGUAG
Sabethes cyaneus is the source of this 5010-nucleotide messenger RNA. RefSeq lists its product as uncharacterized. The coding region runs from base 1 to 5010 and encodes 1669 amino acids. Gene Ontology annotation, molecular function: protein binding. The transcript is spliced from 2 exons. NCBI's taxonomy places the organism in Eukaryota, Metazoa, Arthropoda, Insecta, Diptera, Culicidae. The record is from RefSeq and is a predicted model, not a curated record.